This is a messenger RNA of Exophiala oligosperma, 6899 nucleotides long. RefSeq names its product DNA polymerase epsilon catalytic subunit A. Bases 1 to 6705 code for a protein of 2234 amino acids. The record is from RefSeq and is a predicted model, not a curated record. Gene Ontology annotation, biological process: leading strand elongation; DNA replication; DNA replication proofreading. Lineage: Eukaryota; Fungi; Ascomycota; Eurotiomycetes; Chaetothyriales; Herpotrichiellaceae. Gene Ontology annotation, molecular function: DNA binding; zinc ion binding; nucleotide binding. The transcript has a single exon. Gene Ontology annotation, cellular component: epsilon DNA polymerase complex; nucleus.
AUGCCUGUCAGGAAACCCAGCAGAUACGGCUCCAAUGUCAGAUUUUCCAAAGCCUCCUCUCGAAAUCAACGAACAAAAACAAUAGACUCUGCAUCUUUGCGCGACACAGAAGCAACGUCCCAAGAUGAGAAGUUCCAGGCAAUUCGGCUGGCAAACAGCAUCGACGAGUCAAUGGGCUUCCCUAGAUAUGACUCGGGCAAGAGAAGAGUAGGAUGGCUAUACAACAUGCAUAGUACGGUCAUUGAAGAUCCGAAAGUACCAGGAGGCAGAGCUGGCGUCGACUUCUAUUUUAUUGGUGAAGAUGAGGAGAACUUUAAGGCCACUGUCGAGUACGACCCGUAUUUCUUACUGGCUGUGAAACGAGGAAGAGAGGCAGAAGUCGAAGAAUGGUGCAAGAGAAUGUUUGAAGGCCUUGUCAAGUCGGUAGCUCGGGUCACCAAGGAGGAUCUGAAGAUGCCCAACCACCUCCUAGGCUAUAAGCGUACAUUCCUGCGGUUGAACUUCGCCAAUGUCACAGACCUGCUGGCGGUGCGAAAGUCAGUCCUGCCCAUCGCCGAGAAGAAUAAAGAAAAGGUCAACGCCAUGGAUACUUAUGCGGAAGUCGCCAGCGCGACAGCUGGAUUCGAUGUUUACGACGAGGAGCAGCUGAACGACAUCCAUACCAACGGGAUCGCCGAAGCCAGUGACUUUAUUGUCGAUAUUCGUGAAUACGACGUUCCUUAUCAUGUUCGAGUGACGAUUGAUGAGGAUAUCCGACUCGGAAAGUGGUAUACGGUGGAUGCGAAACACGGCUCGGUCAAACUGACGUGCCUGGAAGAUCGUUUGCAGCGUGCGGAUCCAGUUGUGCUUGCAUUUGAUAUUGAAACGACAAAAUUACCGCUCAAAUUCCCAGAUUCCCUCAUUGACCAGAUUAUGAUGAUUUCAUACAUGAUCGAUGGUCAAGGUUUCCUCAUCACGAACAGAGAAAUCGUCUCGGAAGACAUUUCAGACUUUGAUUACACCCCGAAAGAAGAGUACGAAGGGCCUUUCAUGAUCUUCAACGAACCGAAUGAACGAGCACUCAUUGAGAGAUUUUUCUCACACAUCAAAGAGGCACGACCGAAUGUCAUUGCAACAUACAACGGUGACUUCUUCGAUUGGCCCUUCGUGGAAGCGAGAGCCAGUGUUUUAGGUAUCGAUAUGUAUGCGGAGAUUGGCUUCCGAAAGAACAGUGAAGACAUCUACCAGAGUGACUACUGUGCACACUUGGAUUGCUUCGCUUGGGUCAAUCGAGAUAGUUAUCUACCUCAAGGAAGUCGAGGUUUGAAAGCUGUCACCGUUGCAAAACUUGGUUAUGACCCGGAUGAGCUCGACCCAGAGUUGAUGACACCUUAUGCCAAUGAACACCCGCAAAUCCUGGCCGAAUACUCAGUUUCCGAUGCAGUCGCGACCUAUUACCUAUACAUGAAAUAUGUACACCCUUUUAUCUUCUCACUUUGCACAAUUCUUCCGCUCAAUCCAGACGACACUCUUCGGAAAGGAACUGGUACUCUUUGCGAGAUGUUGCUUAUGGUUCAAGCAUACCAUAAAAACAUCGUCCUCCCGAACAAGCAUAAAGAACCGAGAGAAGCAUUCUGGGAAGGCCACCUGCUCGAGUCAGAGACCUAUGUUGGUGGGCACGUCGAGAGUAUUGAGGCGGGCGUAUUUCGUGCAGAUAUUCCCGUCAACUUUGCUAUUGAUCCUGCAGCUAUUGACGAACUUUUACGAGACCUCGAUGCAGCUUUAAAGUUUUGCAUAACGGUCGAAGAGAAGAAGAACCUUGACGACAUUACGAAUUACGAUGAAGUACGAGCACAAAUUUCUGAAAAGUUGAACAGUUUAAAGACCACACCCCACAGAAACGAACGUCCGCUAAUAUAUCACCUGGACGUGGCUUCCAUGUAUCCUAAUAUCAUGACCACAAACAGAUUGCAACCCGAUUCGAUGAUAUCCGAGUCUGAUUGUGCGGCUUGUGAUUUCAACCGACCUGGUAAAACCUGUGACAGACGAUUACCAUGGGCAUGGCGAGGCGAGUUUUUGCCUACGAAACGUGAUGAAUACAACAUGAUUCGAAGAGCCAUGGUCAACGAGACAUUUCCAGGCAAACAUGCGAAAUCGAUGAGAAGAACAUUCCAGGAGUUGAGUUUGGACGAGCAAGCGUCGGCAGUACGAAACAGACUCCAAGAAUAUUCAAAGAAGAUCUACCACAAGAUUCACGAUUCCAAAACGAUUGAACGUGAAGCUAUCAUUUGCCAACGUGAGAAUCCGUUCUACGUGGACACAGUGCGAGACUUCCGAGACCGCCGGUACGAUUUCAAAGGAAAGCAGAAAGUCUGGAAAGGAAAAACGGAAGCCUUGAAAUCGUCCGGGGCUUCUGCGACGGAGAUAGAGGAGGCCAAAAAGAUGAUCGUGCUGUUCGACUCGCUGCAACUGGCUCAUAAGGUCAUUCUUAACUCUUUCUAUGGCUACGUGAUGCGCAAGGGUUCAAGAUGGUAUUCUUUGGAGAUGGCGGGCGUCACUUGCCUGACGGGUGCUCACAUUAUCCAAAUGGCUCGAGAACUUGUCGAACGUAUUGGUCGACCGCUGGAAUUGGACACUGAUGGUAUCUGGUGCAUGCUUCCCGCUACAUUUCCAGAGAAUGUUGUGUUUACUCUCAAGAAUGGAAAGAAGAUGGCCGUGUCGUACCCGUGUGUGAUGCUCAACCAUUUGGUGCAUGCUUCAUACACAAACCAUCAAUACCAGACCUUGACAGACCCGACUAUAUUCAAAUACGAAACCCACAGCGACAAUUCGAUCUUCUUCGAAGUUGACGGGCCUUAUAAAGCCAUGAUCCUACCCACAUCUAAAGAAGAAGACAAGAACUUGAAGAAGCGGUACGCCGUGUUCAACCAUGAUGGCAGUCUUGCUGAACUAAAAGGGUUUGAAGUCAAGAGAAGAGGAGAAUUGAAGCUCAUCAAAAUAUUCCAGACUCAAAUCUUCAAGUUCUUUCUGGAAGGCACCACGCUGGCAGAGACAUACGCUGCUGUUGCCCGUGUUGCAAACCGAUGGCUCGACGUGCUUCACCAACAUGGAUCGACGCUUGCUGACGAAGAGCUGAUCGACUUGAUUUGUGAAAACAAGAGCAUGACCAAAACCUUGGAGGAAUAUGGAGCUCAGAAGUCUACCUCAAUCACUACUGCGAAACGCCUGGCUGAGUUCUUGGGUGAACAAAUGAUCAAGGAUAAAGGGCUGAACUGUAAAUACAUUAUUUCAGCGAAGCCGAGAAACACCCCCGUGACUGAGAGAGCCAUUCCUGUCGCUAUUUUCUCAGCAGAUGAAAACGUAAAGAGAUUUUUCUUGCGAAAAUGGCUCAAAGAGGACCCGGGAGAUAUGGAUCCUCGAACAGUCAUUGAUUGGGACUACUAUCUCGAGCGCUUAGGUUCUGUCAUCCAAAAGCUCAUCUCUAUCCCAGCAGCUCUUCAAAAGAUAAGAAACCCUGUGCCUCGGGUUGCUCAUCCUGAAUGGCUGCAGAAGCGUAUCACAGCCAAGGAUGAUAAAUUCAAACAGAAGAAGAUGAGUGACCUCUUCGAAAAGAAACCUCUUGGGGAGAGAUCGGUGAAUCUUCUCGACCAUCGUCUUCCACCAACAGGUGAUAUUGAGGAUGCACUAGAUGCAGAAUUCAAGACACCAGUACAACUCACCAAACAGUCGAAGCGAAAAUCCCCAGAUACUACCAAUCAGACUGUUAUUGAUCCAUAUGCAACCCUACCGGCGGAUGCCCCUGCUGCGGAUGAGGACUACAGUGGCUGGCUACAACAUCAAAAACAGAAAUGGAAGAUCCAGAAGCAAGCAAGAGCCAGAAGGCGUCAGCUGUUUGGUGAAAAACCAAACUCUGCAAUGGAUUCAAUCGGCAGCUUUUUCCGGAAUCAAGCAGAGAUGCUCUACAUCAAUACCUGGCAAAUACUCCAACUUCGACAAGGUGAAUCGCCUGGAGAGGUCAAGGCAUUUGUUUUGAUUGGGAAGAAAAUCCAUCCCUUGGAUAUAAAGGUCCAACGAACCUUGUAUCUUAAUCUGAAGGGCGAGGAGUUACCUAACGUCGAGAUUCCAGGGUGUGAGGUGGAGAAAGUCAAUCAUGCCUUGCCAAAUGGCCACCCUUCAAUUCACCUGUUUCAGUUGAGCAUGUCUGAAGACACCUACUUGCGGGAAGCUGAAUCUGUCUCAUUGCUGUGUAACCACCCGAGCGUCGAAGGUGUCUACGAACGACAACUGCCUCUUUUCAUGCGUGCUAUGCUCAAGUUAGGCAACAUGUGCUCUUUCGACGAGAGCCAAAAAGGCGUCCUCGGCAAAGGCCUGGAACAAGGCUUUGAUCUUUCAUCACUCCUGAGAAGCAAUUCACAUUCGACUUAUCUGGAAGAUCUCAGUGCGUUUGGCUAUGUCUACUUCUAUCACAUCACGUCAGGAGAUAGAACCGUCUUUGCGUUGUUCUCAUCAUCCAGAUCGGAAGCGCACAUUAUCAUUCUGAGCCGAACACGUGAUGCUCAACUUCCGAACGCUGACAAGAUUUAUGCAGAGCAGUACCGGCAAAAGACUGCAGAAGAGGCUUUGGUGGACAGUGUUCUCGAAUACCAGGCUAGUCUACAUUUCAAAGUGUCGCAAGUGACCACCAGACGAAAAGCUCAUCUAGAACUGGGCGAGAUUCUCAAGAAAUGGCGGUCGGAAGAGUCGAAGCCAACCGUGAUUUUGAUGCAGUCCACUUCGAGCAAACAGUUGUCGCAUGACAUUCGUAUAGUGCGAGACUAUCCCAUAUUAUCUUUACCCAGCGAGCAUGCAGAUGUUGACCUCCCUCCUCUUGGCUGGCAAGCUCAUGCAUUCAAGCAGCUUAUUUCACAUUACCUGAGUGCUGCAGGAUGGUUGGCACAUUUGACUGAGCUGGCACGGUAUGGAGACGUGCCUUUGUGCAACCUGGAGAAGGACGAUCCACGUUUCUUGAUCGACUUGGCUUAUGCGCGCCGGCUUAAGAGAAGCAACGUCGUCUUAUGGUGGUCAGAACAGCCACGUCCGGAUCACGCUGGCCAUGAGCGUGACGAUAUCAUUGGGCCAUUGACCGAAGUGGUCGAAAUGCCUUCGAUUAAUAAUCCAGGGGCCUAUACUUCGGUCUGUGUGGAUGUGUCUGUUCAGAAUUUGGCAAUCAAUACACUGUUGACGUCGUCGAUCAUCAAUGAUCUUGAAGGGUCGGCAGAUUCGGUUGCUUUCAAUCCUGCCGCUGAUGAUGAACUCUCUGGUGGUGGCAUCUCAAGGUCCAAUGGUGGGUUCGCCCAAGCUGCUUUGGAUGUGCUUCGAGACAUGGUCAAAUCAUGGUGGGCCGAAGCGUGCCAGGGCAAUAGACUUGCAGAUGUCAUGGUCCAACACCUGGUACGCUGGGUCGAGGCCCCUGCUUCAUGUUUGUACGACCGUCAUUUGCACUACUAUGUGCAAAUGAUGUCGAAGAAGGCUAUGCAGCAGCUCAUCACAGACUUCCGCCGCGUAGGCUCGCAUGUUGUGUUUGCGAGUCCCACGAGACUCCUUUUGCAAACGUCGAAACAGGAGGUUGAGAACGCGUACGCUUAUUCUCAGUACAUCCUGAAAUCGAUCAAGCAGAAGCCACUAUUCCAUUUCCUUGGGCUCGGAGUCAAGGAUUACUGGGACGUCCUUGUCUGGUACGACGCGUACAACUAUGGAGGCAAGGGUACUUCGGCAAUCACAGAGCAGACGAACACGUCGAACCUUGAAACCGUCGUCCACUGGCAACUCUCACAGUUUCUCCCGCUCUCGCUACAACCUGUGUUUGAGGAUUGGGUCAUUACCUUCAUCGAAGUGAUGCAAAAUUUGAAACGACCUACGAUCGAGUCUGGCGAUUCAUCCACUCCCCGAGCGACCCAACUACCUUCCGCGUUCAUCAGUCUGACCGAGGAUCCAACGAGCACCGAAGUCACGACAGUACUACAGGAUGACUUUUCCAAGCCUUUGAAGAAACAAAUCAAUGCCCUGAUCCGACGACAACGUGAAGAACUCUUGCACCCAGAACUCGCAAGCGACUGGUCAUUCCCCAACUUGCCAGGCGGCACACUCGAAUCUACAGACGCACGACACCCUCGGGAUCCCGUGCUCGAGCUCGUCAAGUCACUCAUGCAGAUUGUAUCGUUGUCCAAGCCACUCCAGCUCGAAGCACGGUUGUUGCGAAAGGAGCUCCUCACGCUCUUUGACGUCCGCGAGUUCGGACAGGAAGCACGCUUCGAGAACCCCAGUGCCAGUCUGCGAUUCGACAAUCUGGUCUGUGACACGUGUACGAUGACGCGAGACUUGGAUCUUUGCCGCGACGAGGACGUGUUGCCUGACGAGCAGGCCGGCGCCAACAGACCGUGGACCUGCCUCGCUUGCCAGAGUGAGUUUAGCAAGAUCGCGCUCGAGGAGACGUUGAUCGCUCGCGUCCAGGCGAGUUUGCUGGGUUGGCAGGUGCAGGAUCUCAAGUGUAAAAAGUGUGGCACGCUGCAAGGCGACGACGCCGUCUUCAGCGACCACUGUGCGUGUGGGGGGGAGUGGGUGGGUGUUUUGGACCGAAGGGAAAUCAGGAAGAAGGUGAAUGUUUUGGAGCGGGUGAGUUCGGCGUACGGGUUGAGAAUGUUGGCUAGUGUGGUCGAAGGAGUCAAGGCGAUGUGUUUGAUGUCGUAGUGACAACAACUGACUCACCGUGACGAGGUAUGAAAGGUUUUUUUGGAUUUGAUGAUGUGUAUGGUGUUUGUGCGUGUUGUGGAGUACUCUGUGGAUGUGUACGUGUCUAUGUAUAUACGAGUACAAGUCCUUGCGUUUGGGGUUGUUGCUUUGAUUUCAUACUAUUUCAAGAUGAUGAAGAAUCUCAUGGAAAU